Messenger RNA from Trichechus manatus latirostris (Florida manatee), 5105 nucleotides. It is a transcript of the gene ODF2, whose product is annotated as outer dense fiber of sperm tails 2. Gene Ontology annotation, cellular component: centrosome. The record is from RefSeq and is a predicted model, not a curated record. Gene Ontology annotation, biological process: regulation of cilium assembly. The coding region runs from base 388 to 2862 and encodes 824 amino acids. The transcript is spliced from 21 exons. NCBI's taxonomy places the organism in Eukaryota, Metazoa, Chordata, Mammalia, Sirenia, Trichechidae.
UGGUGGGGCGGGGCAUCUCUGUGACGCCAGGGGCUGAGCCUAAAUGGCGAAACCCGAGCGGCUCACGGGGGGGUUUGAACUGGCCAAUGGGCGAGCUGCCGACGGGGUGUCGGAAAAGAAGGCGGAAGCGGGGAGGAGUCGCCGCUGGAGCUGGACUGCAUCCGCCGCGGCGUCUCCAUGGCACGACCCUGGCCUCCGACUUCAACGACUUCAUAAGGAGGCGUUUCUGGGCGCAGCCGUGUCGCUCCUGGUUUCCAUCGUGUGGGAAGAACGGAGUAACGAGUCUCACGCAGAAAAAGGUCUUAAGAACACCUUGUGGAGCGCCCAGUGUAACUGUGACGAUCAACCUUUUUUGUGUUGUCCUCCCCCGCCUGCCAGAAGUGAACCAUGAAAGACCGCUCUUCAACUCCCCCCUUACAUGUUCACGUGGAUGAGAACACCCCUGUCCACGUCCACAUAAAAAAACUCCCGAAACCAUCAGCGACCAGCAGCCAGAAAUCUCAUAAGCGCGGAAUGAAAGGGGACACCGUGAAUGUGCGGCGGAGUGUCCGGGUGAAAACCAAGGUACCUUGGAUGCCCCCUGGAAAAUCAUCUGCCCGGCAUGUGGGAUGCAAGUGGGAGAAUCCACCUCAUUGCCUGGAGAUCACUCCACCAUCUUCAGAAAAAUUGGUCUCAGUGAUGCGGUUAAGUGACCUCUCUACAGAAGAUGACGAUUCGGGUCACUGUAAAAUGAACCAUUAUGAUAAGAAGAUUGACAGUCUAAUGAAUGCAGUUGGUUGUCUCAAGUCUGAGGUCAAGAUGCAGAAGGGUGAACGCCAGAUGGCCAAGCGGUUCCUUGAGGAGCGGAAGGAGGAGCUAGAGGAGGUGGCCCAAGAGCUGGCCGAGACUGAGCACGAGAACACAGUGCUCAGGCACAACAUCGAGCGCAUCAAGGAGGAGAAGGACUUCACCAUGCUUCAGAAGAAACACCUCCAGCAGGAGAAGGAGUGCCUCAUGUCCAAGCUGGUGGAGGCUGAAAUGGAUGGAGCUGCUGCCGCCAAGCAAGUCAUGGCCUUGAAGGACACCAUUGGGAAAUUGAAAACAGAGAAACAGAUGACCUGCACGGACAUCAACACCCUGACAAGGCAGAAGGAACUUCUCCUGCAGAAACUGAGCACAUUUGAAGAGACCAACCGCACCCUCCGAGACCUGCUAAGGGAACAGCAUAGCAAAGAGGAUUCAGAAAGGCUAAUGGAGCAACAAGGAGCACUGCUAAAACGGCUGGCGGAGGCCGACUCAGAGAAAGCGCGCCUGCUGUUACUACUGCAAGACAAGGAUAAGGAAGUCGAAGAGCUACUCCAGGAAAUUCAAUGUGAGAAGGCUCAAGCAAAGACAGCAUCUGAGCUUUCUAAGUCCAUGGAGUCCAUGCGUGGGCAUCUGCAGGCUCAGCUUCGGUGCAAAGAGGCUGAGAACAGUCGCCUGUGCAUGCAGAUCAAGAACCUGGAACGCAGUGGGAACCAGCACAAGGCGGAAGUGGAGGCCAUCAUGGAGCAGCUGAAGGAACUGAAGCAGAAGGGAGACCGAGACAAAGAAACCUUGAAAAAGGCCAUCCGAGCCCAAAAGGAGCGAGCCGAGAAGAGCGAGGAGUACGCCGAGCACCUGCACGUGCAACUUGCUGACAAGGAUCUUUAUGUUGCUGAAGCUUUGUCGACUCUGGAAUCAUGGAGGAGCCGCUACAACCAAGUUGUGAAAGACAAGGGAGACCUUGAGCUGGAAAUUAUCGUCCUUAACGACCGGGUGACAGAUCUGGUAAACCAACAACAAACCUUGGAGGAGAAGAUGCGAGAAGACCGGGACAGCCUUGUGGAGAGACUACACCGUCAGACUGCUGAAUAUUCUGCAUUCAAGCUGGAGAAUGAGAGGCUGAAGGCAAGCUUCGCCCCAAUGGAGGACAAACUCAAUCAGGCACACCUCGAGGUCCAACAGCUGAAGGCAUCAGUUAAGAACUAUGAGGGGAUGAUUGACAACUAUAAGAGUCAGGUGAUGAAGACCAGAUUGGAGGCUGAUGAAGUGGCUGCCCAGUUGGAACGCUGUGACAAAGAGAACAAGAUCCUUAAGGAUGAGAUGAACAAAGAGAUUGAAGCGGCACGUCGUCAGUUCCAGUCCCAGCUGGCUGACCUGCAGCAGCUUCCUGACAUCCUCAAGAUCACAGAGGCUAAGCUGGCUGAGUGUCAGGACCAGCUGCAGGGCUACGAGAGGAAGAACAUUGACCUCACAGCCAUCAUAUCAGACCUGCGCAGCCGGAUCGAGCAUCAGGGGGACAAGCUGGAGAUGGCGAGAGAGAAACAUCAGGCUUCCCAGAAGCAAAAUAAACAGCUGAGUCUGAAGGUGGAUGAAUUGGAGAGGAAACUGGAGGCAACCAGUGCCCAGAACAUCGAGUUCCUACAGGUGAUUGCCAAGAGGGAGGAGGCAAUCCACCAGUCCCAGCUACGGCUAGAGGAGAAAACACGGGAAUGUGGGACCCUAGCAAGGCAGUUAGAGAGUGCCAUUGAAGAUGCUAGGAGGCAGGUGGAACAAACCAAGGACCAUGCAGCCUCCAAGGAGCGAGCAGCCCAGAACAAAAUCCUGGACCUUGAGACCCAGCUGAGCAGGACCAAAACAGAACUCAGCCAGCUGCGGCGGAGCCGUGACGAUGCGGACCGCCGCUACCAGAGCCGGCUGCAAGACCUGAAAGAUCGCCUGGAGCAAUCAGAGAGCACCAAUCGCAGCAUGCAGAACUAUGUCCAGUUCCUCAAGUCAUCAUACGCCAACGUUUUUGGGGAUGGUCCCUACACUACCUACCUGACCAGCUCUCCCAUCCGCUCCCGGUCUCCUCCUGCCUGAGGCCACUUGUCUUGGGCCAGGAGUCCUAAUUGUUGCCGUGGAAACUAUGGAGUUGCCAAACCAUACCUGGAAAGCUUGUUGGUUUUCCUCUCUUCCAGUGAAGAAAUGUGUUCAGGAUCUUGUCCUUAGCUACUGGCUCCAGAAAAGUCCCUGAAGCAGCAUGGGGAUGAAGCGGUUUUUCAUGACCCCACUUGAUUCUCUCUUCCCUGAUAUAGUUGCCUGAUGGAAGUUUUUAAAUUAACUUGACAGGCCUUACAUUUACUACUCUAGGGUACCCGAUUUUAGCUCACCAUGACCUUGGUCAUUCCUUUCCCCGGAGAGUGUUUGGACUGAGCCUAUUCCUCCAGUCCCCUUAUAGCCCUCUUCUCUUGAGGAAUCUCCCUCCUCCUAGGUUUUUUCUGCAGGUUUUCUCAGCAGGAGCUGUUAGGCAGGGGUCUGCCUUCCUCCUUAUCCCUCCUACCCCUCCUGGGCUAUGAGCAUCUUCACUUGCUUUAUUUCUUACUUCAUGGGUGCAGUGUUUUUCCCAAGGCUCCCUUCCCAAGUUCAGUGGCAACCUCUCAUGCCUAAGAGUUUCCUUGAGGUCAUUUACCCACAAGCACUUCACAACAGACUGUCUAGGGCUCAUGUCCUAUUGGACUUUUAAAAGUGUAACCCCAAUCUGAUUGAUUUUUUGUUUCUCUUUGCCUGGUUUGUAUCUAAGGAAUGGAUUUGUUCCUGAAAAGUUUGUGUUUUACAAAAAGCUUUUAUAAUCAGUAUUUAAGGCUCUAUUGGAUGAUUUCCAUUACAUACCCCAUCUCUUUUCUAAAAAUGAUCAAUAAAACCCCAGGAAUCUUUUUACAAAGUGAUGCAGGUGAGCCAGUAAACAUUUUUAAAGUACUUGGUGCAUGGAACAUUAGGCCUUUCAUUUCAUUUUGGCCCAUGUUGGUUCUUUGUCCUUUGUGUGCUUUCACAUUAUAAUCCUGUGAGAUGUCUGGAGGAAACAAGCUUUGUAAAGUAUUGCUCAGUGUUUUGGGGCAGACAACUUUAGUUGUUAGGGGGAGAUAAGAUGUAUAUAUAUUACUUUUGUUUAAAAAAUGUUAACUGGUUUCUGAAAGAUAAGAUUAUGGGCCAUUUGUUUUCUUCAAACUUCCCUGUAUUUAAAAGAAAGCAAGCAAAACUUUUUUUUUUUUUUUUUUUUUUAAUAACAGAGAAAAGAACAAAUUUGGUGCUGCUGUGCUGAACUCUAACCUUUCCAGUCUAGCUGGUAUUGGCCUUCUGGGUGAUCCAGUCUUGUCCUCUCUGUCACUCUAACCCAAGUACAAAACUCUAGAGAAUCCCUCUUAUGUCUUUGAAGGCAAUGGGUCUCAUUCAGAUAUCUGGAUUUUAUAGACCAUAAAAAUCCCCUGUCCCCCAAUUUUGGGAAUAUUUGGAGGUUUUCAUCUUUUUUUAACUGUGCCGAGGAAAGUCAUUUAAAAAAAAACAGUCAGCUAUUAUUGUCGCAAAAUCAAGCCCAUUUUCACACCCUUAAGGUAAAUGGACUUGAACUUAUACAAUAUCUGAAAGUUCUUUGCAAGAAAAGAUAGUUGGCAAACUUAACACCAAUAUGCAUACAUACCUGUGUAACUCAUUAUUUUUGUCAUACUAGUGAACACCUUCUCAAUGAAAGGCAUUGGUGUAUGACUCUGUGUGAGAAACACCUCUCUUGGAGUGUAUUGCUGGGACUCUUCAAAAACAUUCUAUUUUUCUUUGUAAAAUAUUUUGUCACAAAAAGUCCAAGGAGUUUGUAAAAUAUCAGAAAGAAGAAUAAAUGUUUAUAUUGCUUCAAACUCCAGAGAGAAGCCUUCCUACCUCAAACUGAGAGCCCAUAAAAUAUGGUACACAAUAGAAGGGUCAGAAAGUCUGGGUUCCUAGUUUAAAAAGCUGACUCUGGGCAAUUAUGAAUCAUACUUGAUUUAUUUUAUUUUUAUUGAGAUAUAAAAUAAAGUGUACAAUUCAGUAGUUUUUAGUAUAUUCACAAAGUUGUACAACCAUCACCACUAUCUAAUUCCAGAACUUUUUCAUUAACCACCCCCCCCAAAAAAAAACUCUUACCUGUUAGCUGUCACUCCCUGUUUCCCUCUCCCCCAAAUCUCUGGCAACCGCUAAUCUACUUUCUGUCUCUAUGGGUUUGCCUUCUCUAGCCAUUUCACAUAAAUGGAAUCAUAAAAUAUGUGGCCUUUUGUGACUGCUUUCACUGAUGUUUUCAAGGUUCAUGUAUCAUGUAU